AUGGACGCCACCGAGGAGGCCUGCGUGAGAUACACUAAUCUAUACUGGCUAGAUCUUGUGAGCUCCAAAUCGGCGCGUGGCAACGAGGAGAGGAUCUUCGAGCGUGGCCUGGUGGUCCCGCUUAAAGCGGCCGACGCCGACUCGUUCAUGACGCUCGGCAUCAACGGCGCACUGGUGAGCAUGAAGGGCCGUGACAUGACAAUCGUCGACAGGAGCUGCACGUACGUCGGCCAGAUGGUCGUGUCGGGGUCGGACGUCGGCGGCCAGAUGGGCGUCGUCGUCGGCGUCUCCACGACGCUUGAUCUCCUCCAGCUCAACGUCCACGGCGAAGCAACAAAGACCAUCCGUGGCGUGCGGCCGUCUGGCCUCCGGCGCGUUAGGGCUCUCAGCCUCGGCGACUACGUCGUGUCCGGGCAGUGGCUGGGCCGGGUGGUCCAGGUGUUCCUGGACGUCGACGUGGUGUUCGACGACGGUGCCGUCUGCAAGGUCACCGAUGCGGAACCCAAGAAGCUACGAGCGGCCAACACGGUGGCUACUUUCCGCCCGCAGAUGAACUGCGCCUUCUACUCCGGUGAGCAAGUCACCGGUGACCGUGGCGACCCCUCGGCCGUCUUCAGAGAGUCGCAAUGGCUAGAUGGCAGCUGGAAGCCGGAGCACGAAGUGGGCUCGGUCUCCAGGGUGGAGAUGGUCGGCGUCCUUGUCUACUGGGUCGCGUCGGCGCACGGCGGCACCGACGAGCAAGUCCUCGAGAUGUCUGCUCCUUCGGCCUACCAAAAUCCCAACGACCUGACUUUCUUCUGCUCCUCGUCCGAUUGCACCUGGGGGCUGGGCGACCGCUGCUUUCUCAUUACAAAAACCGAUGACGAUACUUCCGAUCAUCACCACCAGGACGAGUCAUUGCAUGCACUACCCACCAUGACCGUCUCCAGCACUCAUACCAUCGUCGACGUGCUGUGGCAGGACGGCACACGGCAGCAUAGGGCACCGUCGAUCUCACUCAACCCCUCCGAGUGCACGAAUGAGCACGAGUUUUUUCCUGGGCAGUACGUGGUUGACAACGCCCCUGUCGAUGUCACAUUUGCUGUAGUUGGAGAUGACGACGUCGUGAGUGCCACAGACGAUGCAUCGACGCGGCGCGUCGGGGUCGUGAGGAGCCUGAAUUCCAAUGAUCACACGGUGCAGGUGUCGUGGAUCAAGGCUAACAAUGAGGCCGGCAACCUAAGCUUGGAGGUCGAGUGCGGUAGCACUACUGCAAGUGCAUAUGAUCUGAGCAGGGAUCCUGAUCACUCCGUUUUCUAUGGGGACAUCGUCGUUCAUCUGCUAUCAAGCGUCGCUGGAAGUAGACCAGCAGUGGUAGUGCAGCAACCACAGGCCCCCGCCGAUCUUUCAUGGGUUGGACAAGUUGUUAACCUCUGUGUCGACGGCCACGUCCAAGUCAAGUGGGGUGAUGGCACCACGUCAAUGGUAUUACCCCAUGAGAUCAGUGUUGUCAACAAGGAUAACUACACUCAACUGCAGGCUGAGAUGGACAACUGGGCGGAGGAGGACGCCAUCGUCGAUGAUCCUCAAGAAUUGGGUGCUGCCAACGUGCACAAUGAUCCAACAGAUACUACAAGUGUCGAAGGCGAUGACGGUUCUGUGGAUGAACUAGAUGGCCAUGCAGCCGUGAUCAUGCAGAAUUUGGCGCAGGCAUCUGCGGGUAGCCACGAAGACCCUAGCGUUGGUGGCGCUGCGACAGAGUACAACAUUGCUGAUCUCGCAGCAAGAAGUGAUGCCAGUGUCGAUGCUAGUAACAGCGACACUGUGGAGGAUGUGGUGAAGGUCACAGAUGCCACUGGUGAUGACGAUCAUCGUCCAUUUAACUUGCCACAUUUCGAUGUAGUGCAGAGCCCUCCGGACGAUCACCAUUACCUUGACACCACGGACCAGGGCAGCACCGGCAAAAAGAGAUGGGUCAAGACGGUGCAAAAAGAGUGGAAAAUAUUGGAGAAUAGCUUACCAGAUGGUAUCUACGUUCGGGCAUUCGAGGGACGCAUGGACCUACUCCGGGUGGUAAUGGUGGGUGCGAGCGGGACACCGUACCAGGACGGGCUCUUCUUCUUCGACAUGCAGCUGCCGCCGUCCUACCCGGCCGUGCCGCCGCAGGUCUACUACCACUCGUUCGGCCUACACCUCAAUCCAAACCUCUAUCCCAGCGGUACGGUGUGCCUCAGCCUGCUCAACACCUUCGACGGAGAGGGCACGGAGGUCUGGUCGCCGGGGACGUCAAGCCUGCUCCAGGUCGUCGUCUCCCUUCAAGCGCUUGUCCUCAACGACCAACCCUACUAUAACGAGGCCAGCCUUGAGGCGCUCAUCGAUACGCCGGAGGGCCACCGCAACGCGUUGCCCUACUGCGAGAACGCAUUCCUGCUCAGCUCGCGGACCAUGCUACACCUGGUGCGCCGACCGCCCCAGGGGUUCGAGGGGUUCGUGAAGGACCACUUCCGCCGGCGGGGGAGGUACGUGCUCAGGAUGUGUGAGGCAUACCUGAAAGGAUGUGUGCCUGUUGAAGAGGGGGGCAUGGAACUACCCUGCUCGGCCGGCUUCAACAUCGCGCUUGCCAACGUGGUGCCAAGGCUCAUGGCUGCCUUCACAAAGGUUGGCGACGAAGGGUCUGACCUCUCCAGCACAACCACCCAAUAG
Triticum dicoccoides is the source of this 2682-nucleotide messenger RNA. Its product is annotated as probable ubiquitin-conjugating enzyme E2 23. The record is from RefSeq and is a predicted model, not a curated record. The transcript is spliced from 5 exons. Lineage: Eukaryota; Viridiplantae; Streptophyta; Magnoliopsida; Poales; Poaceae. Gene Ontology annotation, molecular function: ubiquitin conjugating enzyme activity. Bases 1 to 2682 code for a protein of 893 amino acids.